Molecule: messenger RNA, 2130 nt
Organism: Macadamia integrifolia
Lineage: Eukaryota; Viridiplantae; Streptophyta; Magnoliopsida; Proteales; Proteaceae
Product: eukaryotic translation initiation factor 5-like
Exons: 2
Coding region: 494-1858 (454 amino acids)
Biological process (GO): translational initiation; formation of cytoplasmic translation initiation complex; formation of translation preinitiation complex
Cellular component (GO): cytosol
Molecular function (GO): GDP-dissociation inhibitor activity; translation initiation factor activity; eukaryotic initiation factor eIF2 binding
Source: RefSeq, a predicted model, not a curated record
CCUAGUCCUUAACGAAUAGGGUUUUCUGGUGUUGUCGCUUCUUGGAAUCGAUUAUAUAAAGCUGCCCUCAUCUUCCAAUCCCUUCGUUGAAGCAAAGGAGAGUUAAGGAGAGGCUAGGGUUCCUCGUGACAUCAACCAAGUUUUCUCUGAUAUAUCUGUAGAUCGCCAAAGUGGAGGUUGUCAAGUUUGAAGUUUCUUUUAUGUCUGAAAGGGCCUCUCUCUAUUUGGGAUCGGUUGGGCUUCUUGGUGAGUACUGUCCUACGUCAAGGAAAAGGAACAGACACUGCAUGCAUCUCGGGCCGUUUCGGGAUUUAAUUCAUUAUCAGGGUUGCUAUUGGAUGCAGCCUUACCCAUUUGUUAGGGAUCAGUUCUGUAUUGAAGAAGGAAGUGGCCUGCUGAAAACAAAAAAUCCUGCCAGUCCAGUAUUUUUCAAUUCAAGCAGCUACUGCUCUCUCUAAUAUAUGUCAUAGCAUUUGUGUUCUGAGAAACAAAGAUGGCGUUGCAAAACAUUGGUGCUGCGAACAGUGAUGAUGCAUUCUACAGGUAUAAGAUGCCAAAAAUGAUUACCAAGAUUGAAGGACGGGGAAAUGGCAUCAAGACAAAUGUCGUUAACAUGGUAGAUAUUGCGAAGGCUUUGGCAAGACCUGCUUCUUACACCACAAAGUACUUUGGUUGCGAACUAGGAGCCCAAUCCAAAUUUGAUGAGAAAACUGGUGUUGCCCUAGUCAACGGGGCCCAUGAUACUGCAAAACUUGCAGGGCUUCUUGAGAACUUCAUCAAGAAAUAUGUCCAGUGCUAUGGGUGUGGGAACCCUGAGACAGAGAUAGUUAUUACUAAGACCCAGAUGAUCACCCUCAAAUGUGCUGCAUGUGGUUAUGUUUCGGAUGUUGACAUGAGGGACAAACUCACAACAUUCAUAGUCAAGAACCCUCCUGAACCAAAGAAGGGAUCCAAGGAUAAGAAAGCAAUGAGGAAGGCAGAGAAAGAACGCCUCAAGGAAGGGCAAGCUGCAGAUGAGGAGCAGAAGAAGCUCAAGAAAGAGUUGAAGAAGAAGGCUCCCUCAAAGGAUGCGGCCUCCAAGGGAACCUCAACCAAGAAGAAGGGAAAUGUAUCUGAUGAGGAUCGGACUUCACCUACUCGCAGCCAAGCUGAUGAGAAUGAAGCUGCCAAUGAUGAUGAUGAUGACAUCCAGUGGCAGACUGACACCUCUCUUGAGGCAGCUCGUCAACGUAUCCAAGAGCAGUUGAGUACAGUGACGGCUGAGAUGGUUAUGCUCACAGCCACUGAAGAGAAGCCAAAACCAAAGAAAACAGAAGUUGCUGGCAAGAACAGCCCACCAGAAGCAGAAGCAGAAGCAAAAUCUGACCACAAGGGAGGUGAGAAUGGGACUGCUAUUGAGAGCACCCAGGAAAGGCUUGUGAAAGAGAUCCGAGGGAGUCUGAAGAAAGGAUGCACUGUUAGCCAGCUGCAUUCUACCUUGGGAUCCCUGUCAGGCACGCCCCAGGAGGUCAUGAAUGCUUUGUUUGAAGCUCUUUUUGAGGGUGUUGGUAAGGGAUUUGCGAAAGAAGUUGCCAAGAAGAAGAAUUACCUUGCUGCUGCUGCAGCAGGUGAUGAUGGAUCACAAAUGCAUCUGCUGUGUGCACUCGUUAAUUUCUGUGGAAAGGCAAGCUCUGAAGUGGUGAAGGAGGUUGCUGUGGCUCUCAAGACACUGUAUGACAGUGAUGUGCUGCAGGAGGAAACAAUUGUGCGGUGGUAUCAAGAAGGCUUGGCUGAAGGCAACAAGAACUCCCAGUUCUGGAAGAAUGUAAAGCCUUUCAUUGAGUGGCUUCAGAGCGCAGAGUCUGAAUCAGAGGGGUGAUACGUGAUAUAGCCGAGUCAGCUCAGCUUUGUGUAGUUACUGGAUUGGCAUCUUUUGGGUCUUCUGUUCUUAUUGUUGCUAGUCGGCUUGUCUGUCUGUCUGUCCUUGGAGUGUUGGUGCAUACGCUUUAAUUAGGAAGAUACACGUUUAGUAUCUCUACACUAGUCUUAAAUAUUUUGGAUUCUGAAACGUUUGAAUUUAAGUGUUUUGUGUAUUUUGGGUACUGAAUAACUUUGAAGGGAUCCUGAUUCUAAGGUGAGUGGUUUCUGUUA